Messenger RNA from Phragmites australis (common reed), 698 nucleotides. Its product is annotated as NADP-dependent malic enzyme-like. Gene Ontology annotation, molecular function: malate dehydrogenase (decarboxylating) (NAD+) activity; malate dehydrogenase (decarboxylating) (NADP+) activity. Gene Ontology annotation, biological process: malate metabolic process; pyruvate metabolic process. The coding region runs from base 1 to 669 and encodes 222 amino acids. Gene Ontology annotation, cellular component: chloroplast. The record is from RefSeq and is a predicted model, not a curated record. The transcript has 5 exons. Lineage: Eukaryota; Viridiplantae; Streptophyta; Magnoliopsida; Poales; Poaceae.
AUGGCUUCGGUGUCCGCCGUGCUGCCGCAGCGCUCUUCCUCGCGCACCCGAGAAUAUUUACGGCUCCAGCGCGCCGCCGCUCGCACAGUUCCGCUGCAUUUGGAGGGGCGUGCGUGGUGGUGGUGGUCCAGCAGCGGGAGGACAGGCGCGAGAGCGGCGCACGGCAUGGCGGGAUCAGGAGAGGGGAACAAUAACGGCCGCGUGCCGGUGGGCGAUGAUGCUGCGACGGGGGCGGGGGUGGUAAACGGCAGGCGUGGUGACUCCCUGCUGAGUGAUCCACGGCACAACAAAGGGCUUUCGUUCACGGAGAAAGAGCGGGACGCGCACUACCUGCGAGGAUUGCUGCCUCCGCUCGUGCUGUCCCAGGAUCUCCAGAUGAGGCUGCUGCAGAAUGUUCGGCAGUUCCAGGUCCCGUUGCAGCGCUACAUGGCCCCUGUGGACCUUCAGGAGAGAAACGAGAGGCUUUUCUGCAAGCUCCUGAUCGACAAUGUUGAGGAACUGCUUCCUGUUGUGUAUACACCAACAGUGGGGGAGGCUUGCCAGAAGUACGGGACAAUCUUCAGACGGCCGCAGGGUUUAUAUAUCAGCCUCAAAGAGAAGGGGAGGAUUCUGGAGGUACUGAGGAAUUGGCCAAAGAAGAGUAUUCAGGUUAUUGUCAUGAUGUUAUAGCUGUUCAUGUCUUUCCUGUAAUCAUCGUG